Cimex lectularius (bed bug) is the source of this 2562-nucleotide messenger RNA. RefSeq names its product protein abrupt. Gene Ontology annotation, biological process: regulation of transcription by RNA polymerase II. Gene Ontology annotation, molecular function: protein binding; DNA binding. The record is from RefSeq and is a predicted model, not a curated record. Gene Ontology annotation, cellular component: nucleus. Lineage: Eukaryota; Metazoa; Arthropoda; Insecta; Hemiptera; Cimicidae. The coding region runs from base 210 to 1454 and encodes 414 amino acids. The transcript has 6 exons.
UCUCCGUUUCUCCCAUCUCUACUCGAGAAGAGAAAAGCUUCCCCUAGUUUUGACGCUACCGACCCUUGGGGUGAAUCCGUAUUUAUUUAUCCCGACGUCUGAAUAAAGGUAUUUUAAUGUUAUUCACCAUCGGAACUCAGCCCACCACCGGAAACGACGGCGUUUAAUCCAUUGGAGCCCGUUCUUGUUGGAUUUGCGUGACUAACAAAAUGGCGUCCAGUAAGGAGACCCAACAGUUUUGUGUUCGUUGGAACAGUUACCAGAGUAAUCUCCAGUCGGCAUUUCCUAAAUUGUUGACAAACGAACAUUUUGUCGAUGUGACACUGGCAUGUGAAUCGAGAAUGGUUAAGUGCCAUAAAGUUGUAUUGAGUGCUUGCAGUGCCUAUUUCGAAAAGCUUCUUGUCCAGAAUCCUUGUCAACAUCCUAUUAUAUUUAUGAAAGACAUGAAAUAUUGGGAGGUUCAGGCUUUGGUCGAUUUUAUGUACAAGGGAGAGGUGAAUGUUACACAAGACGAGCUUGCCUCCCUACUGAAAGCAGCUGAAGCCUUGGAAGUUCGAGGUCUUUGCGGACAACACGAACAAGGAGGGAACAAACUCUCCCUCCCCAGGGGAAUCGAGGCUGCUGCUGAAGGCAUGAUUAAGAAAAGAAGAAUGGAAAGUGAAGUCAAAGAUUUAAAUAGCGUGUCAGGAAAUAACGAUGAAUAUUCAAACGGAAAUCACCAACAAUCACCUGUAAACAAACCAGCCAACACUCUGGAACCUCCAAAGACUGAAGCAUCUCAAACUCCUACAAGCUCUGGAAGCACAUGUGUGAAACAAGAAAUGAGCGUAAAUGAUAGUAAUUUAUUUGAGGAUUUGGAUGAUGACUUUUAUCAGGAUGACAACUCUCUACAGAUUGACGAAACUGGAUCGGCUUAUUCUUUGGCAGGACCGUCUGUACAACUGGACAGUUCCCCUGGCACUGAGGCCAGGAAUGUUUCAGGACAAGAAGGAAAUCAUUGGAACUUGAAUAAUGGCUACCCGAAUGUGAUUUUAACGGAAUCCGGUUCAUCUAACUACGGCACCCCAUCACCAAACAAUGAGACACCCGGCAAAAUUCAGAGGAUACGCAGAUCUGAUGCUGAACUUCUUAGUGCGGCAGAUUCAAUUUGCAAAGGUAUGACCUUCCAGAAAGCAUCGCAGACCUUCAACAUCCCCAUGUCAACGAUCAGGUUUUAUAUGGCUCGUAAAGGAAUGCUACCAAGCAGGCGUAGAGGGAGAAGGAUUUCUCAGGGUAUGGAACAAAACAUGCAAUCACACCAAUCGACACCUCCACAGAUGCAACCACAACCUCAACAACAACCACAGCAACAACCACCCCCACAACAAAUAGCUCCACCUUCAUUAUCCUACCAACAAAUCCCAAACCUUCAAAUGCAAAAUCCUUACUUCAAGCCUGAGCCAAGUGGAUAUUAAAACAAACUCAAAAGUAUUAUUCCCAAUUACCGUUUCUAUUUAAAAAUUAAAUUCACAACUAUAAUUUUUCUUUCUGUUGGACUUAGUGAAUUUAUUAAAUUUAUUUUGUAUGUUUUGUCGUUACAAAAUUGUUUAGUUCUAGACUUGCAGAAAUACUUAUAUAUUCAUAUUUUUUCCCUGAUCUCUUUGUAAUUCUUGGACCUGGGUCACAUAACAGUUUUGCUAUUAGUUGCACAUUGCCCUAUUCAAGACUUCUCAGGAAAUACUACUUACGUGUAGCUUAGCCUUUUUUACUAUGAAACAUACAAAUUGAAAUUCAUCAUUAUUCCUAGAAUGGAUAAUAAUUAUGUUUUUACAUAUUGAAAUCUUGUAUAAAAAGAUCAAAAGUAUUAUAAUCUUGAAGAGUCUUGGUCGUUUGUGAAGUUUUCCAUGUUUUAAUGCAUGUUAGACUUAAUUUUCUUUGGAGCACUUGUAAAAACAAGUCAAUUGUGGUCAUAGUACCCUUUCUUUAUAAAAAGUACAUAUAGUGAAUUAUUUUUAUAAAAUUAUAAAAUAAAGUUGCAGUUAUUAUUAUAAAAAUAGUAAUGGAAUCAAACCCCACCAGGGCAGAUUAAGGAAAAAUAAAAUGGCUAAGAAACGAAGUGAAAGAUGAUUCACUUUUGUCUUAAGAUAUAGUAUUCUAUAUAUAAUCAUAACAAGUAGGACAUUGUAUAUAUAGCGAACCGUAGCCUGUUUUAGUCAUAGAAAACAAAGUUAUCAAAUAUGUUAUAUGUAUGUAUAAAACAAAUAAUAUGCCUUGAAAUUAUGAUGCCCUUAUCUGUUGUUCGUAAUAUUGUACUACAAAAAGAAAAACAUCUUUUUUGCUAGUGGAUUGUUUCUAUUGUCGUUUAUAAAUACGAGAAUUAAUUUUGUAUAUUACAUAUUAUGUGUGUGUCUUUUAAUGCCUUAAAUUUACAUUGCUGAUAUUAUACCAUAAAAGAAAAAGGUCAGGCUUAAUGACAUAAAUCUCCUACUAUAAAACACCAAAUAAAGUAUAUAAUUUGUAAUAGUAUAAUGAUGAAAACAAAGAUCUGUUAGCAUUAAUAAAAGAGUUAUUCUAUAGUGUUAA